CUUCACCUCUCAACAAUGUCAUCUGCACCCCCUGUGAUCAAAAACCUUCCUGUGACCAAUCGACAUGAUGUCUACGAUGCGAUCUCUCCAGAGCCCUACUUCUCUGGUUCGUUCAGCUCGACCUUCCGCAACAAAGUCAUUCUUGUUGCCGGCGGCUCCAAAGGAAUAGGCUAUUCCAUCGCCUCCUUCUACGCUCGGGCAGGAGCUACAGUCAUUAUUGUGUCCAGGUAUCGAAAUACACUGGAUGAAGCUAAGGCUCGCAUCCUUACCGAAACUGGAUCAUCGAGAACAUCAGCGGAGGUGCUUGCACUGGCAGCUGAUGUUUCAGACCCUAAAGACAUAGAACAAGUCGUAGCGAAGGUCAUUGAGAAGUACGGUCACCUUGAUGUGGCUGUCGCGAAUGCGGCUAUUGGCGGGUCUUGGGACAAACGUUUCACGGAGGGAGAUCCCUAUAAUGACUGGUGGAAAAUAAUGGAAGUAAACGUACGAGGACCUUACAACGUCGCACACUAUGCCCUCCCGCAGCUCGAGAAGACUGGAGGAUCAUUUGUCGCCGUCUCAUCAUUGGCAUGCCAGGCGAGCUUACCAUUUGCAAGCGCCUACUCGGUUUCCAAGUCGGCGUUGAAUAGGCUUGUUGAAUACACUGCUAUGGAGUAUCCUUCAGUCAGGAGCUUCACUAUUCAUCCUGGCAGGAUCCUUACCCAAGCUCCAACACUGAGGGCAGGACCCGCUCCAAAAUGGGAGCCAACUGCAAGUGAUACUCUGCAGCUACCAGCUGCAAUAAUCCUGAAAUUGACAGAUGGAAGUGGGAGGUUCGACUUUCUUUCAGGAAGAUUUCUAUCGGCGAAUUGGGAUUUGGAAGAAGUAGAGCGGGACUGGAAGAAGGAUAUUGUUGAGAAAGACAUGCUUGUUACACGAUUUGUAGUAUGAUUAACCGUAUUUGUACAUAAGUAUAUGUAUUGUUCAAGACGGCC
This is a messenger RNA of Lentinula edodes (shiitake mushroom), 974 nucleotides long. Its product is annotated as NAD-P-binding protein. The transcript has 6 exons. Lineage: Eukaryota; Fungi; Basidiomycota; Agaricomycetes; Agaricales; Omphalotaceae. Gene Ontology annotation, cellular component: intracellular anatomical structure. Bases 16 to 930 code for a protein of 304 amino acids. Gene Ontology annotation, molecular function: oxidoreductase activity, acting on NAD(P)H, oxygen as acceptor. The record is from RefSeq and is a predicted model, not a curated record.